Molecule: messenger RNA, 3494 nt
Organism: Hordeum vulgare subsp. vulgare (domesticated barley)
Lineage: Eukaryota; Viridiplantae; Streptophyta; Magnoliopsida; Poales; Poaceae
Product: putative pentatricopeptide repeat-containing protein At3g23330
Exons: 4
Coding region: 426-2369 (647 amino acids)
Biological process (GO): RNA modification
Molecular function (GO): RNA binding; zinc ion binding; protein binding
Source: RefSeq, a predicted model, not a curated record
CAACCCAACUAAUAAACGUACCUGAACGAGCCGUGCCGUGACAGACCCGAUUACAACGGGCCGUACCGUGCCAGCCCGUUUGGCGAGGUCUGCCGCUGUGCCAAGAAGGCUGCUGUUGUUGCCUUGUUGGAGUUAAAAGAGAAAAGAAAAAUAACCCGGCGACCGCCAUGAGCAAAGGGGCCGGCCGUCCUCGUCGCGAAGGCGCCCCAGCCAACGCUGCGUUGCCGGCGUAGCAGGAGCCAUCCACAAUGGCUUUGUGGAGACCCGCUCCUGGUCUGCUCCAGUGAAACCAGAGCAUCACACCACACGGUACCAUCACUCCCGCUCCCGCGCCGCACACAUCACCACACCCCGUGACCGAGGGCACCGCCGCUCGCCGAACCAGCCAGCAGUUCGCCGCCCCGCUUCUCCUCUCACGGCUGCACAUGCAGCCGCGGCCCCUGGCGGCGGUGGCGGUGGCCGCCACCGCGCCAUUCCCUCCGUCAUGGGCGCACCAGGUCCGCGCGGCGGCGACCCAGGGGGACUUCCUCCACGCCAUCGCGCUCUUCCUCCGGAUGCGCGCCGCCGACGCCCCCGCCGCACCCCGCUCCGCCGUCCCGGCCUCCCUCCCGGCCGCGCUCAAAUGCUGCUCCGCCCUCGGCCUCCCCGCCCUGGGCGCGUCCCUCCACGCGCUCGCGCUCCGCUCCGGCGCCUUCGCCGACCGCUUCACCGCCAACGCGCUCCUCAACCUCUACUGCAAGCUCCCUGCGGCGUUGUGCUGCUCCCCCUCGACGGAUGACGCGGCAGGAGAGUCGUUAGAGAGCAUACGGAAGGUGUUUGACGAUAUGCCCGAGAAGGACCCCGUGUCCUGGAACACAGUGGUGUUCGGGUAUGCGGAGAAGGGGAGGCACCAAGAAGCUCUGGGAGUGUUCAGGGAGAUGUGGACAGAUGGGUGCAGGCCCAACUCGUUUACCUUGUCGAGUGUGCUGCCGAUCUUUGCCAAGUGCUCGGACGUUAGGAAGGGAAUGGAAGUGCAUGGCUUUGCAACCAGAAACGGGUUUAUCGAUGAUGUGUUCGUUGGCAGCAGCCUGAUCGAUAUGUACGCGAACUGCACUCGGACGGAUUACUCGGUCAAGGUGUUUGACAAUCUCCCGUGGCGCGAUGCAAUCCUGUGGAACUCAAUGCUUGCAGGGUGUGCACAGAAUGGAUCCGUGGAGGAUGCUCUUGGAAUAUUUCGGCGCAUGCUGCAUUCCGGAGUUAGACCUCUGCCUCGUACUUUCUCGAGCCUCAUACCUGCCUGUGGAAAUUUUGCUUCGUUGCUUCUCGGCAAGCAGCUGCAUGCGUACGUGAUCUUUGGAGGGUUUGACGGUAAUAUGUUCAUAUCUAGCUCCCUGAUUGACAUGUAUUGCAAAUGUGGAAACGUGAGCAUAGCUCGUCACAUCUUUGAUCGAAUGCAGUCACCUGAUACUGUGUCCUGGACUGCGAUGAUCAUGGGACAUGCAUUACAUGGUCCAGCAAGAGAGGCUCUGUUGUUGUUUGACAGGAUGGAGUUGGGAAAUGUGAAGCCUAAUCAUAUCACCUUUCUAGCUGUUUUAACUGCAUGCAGUCAUGCUGGAUUGGUGGACGAGGGUUGGAAGUAUUUCAACAGAAUGUCCGACUGUUAUGGCAUCGCUCCUUCUCUUGAGCAUCAUGGAGCACUUGCAGAUAUCCUUGGCCGUGCAGGGGAGUUGGAAGAAGCCUACAGUUUCAUUUCUAAGAUGCAGAUAAAACCAACCGCAAGUGUCUGGUCCACGUUGUUAAGGGCUUGCAAGGUCCACAAAAAUACCGUGUUAGCUGAAAAAGUUGCCAAGAAAAUCUUUGAGCUUGAACCUAGGAGCAUGGGAUCUCAUGUAAUUUUAUCAAACACGUAUUCAUGUUCCGGGAGAUGGAAUGAAGCAGCACACCUGCGGCGAUCCAUGAGAAAGAAAGGCAUGAAGAAGGAACCAGCUUGCAGUUGGAUUGAAUUGAAGAACAAGCGGCAUGUUUUUGUGGCUCAUGAUAAGUCCCAUCCUUGGUAUGAAAGGAUUAUUGGUGCACUUAAUGUUUUCUCAGAGCAGAUGGUACGUCAAGGUUAUGUUCCGAAUACAGAGGAUGUUUUCCAGGAUCUUGAAGAAGAGCAGAAGAGCCAUGUGUUAUGUGGUCACAGUGAAAAGCUUGCUAUGGUAUUUGGUAUUUUAAAUACACCUCCUGGAACAACAGUUCGUGUGAUGAAAAAUCUUCGAAUUUGUGUUGACUGCCACACGGUAACAAAAUUUCUUUCAAAGAUAGCUGAGAGGGAUAUUGUUAUGCGUGAUGCAAACCGUUUUCACCAUUUUAAGGAUGGAAACUGUUCUUGUGGUGACUUUUGGUGAUUGAAGAACAGUUUGGGAUCAACGUCAUGUUCAUGACAUGCUUUCCUAUUGGAAAUGCACCUGUACUGAGUAUACCUUUUAAAGGAUGGGGUUAUUUCUGAAAUUUUUGUGAAGUGUCAGGGGUAAAACAAAGUGUGCUCAUAAUUCACUAGAAAUGGAUCAUGUGGUUCUUUGCAUACGGAACCAGUCUUUACUGUUGAAGAGCAAUGCAAGACUACAUCACUAGUCUUUUUAGCAGAUUCAAAUGCCAAACUAGAGCCACCACAACAUCAGCAAUUCAUCACUGUAUCUUUUGUCUGUUUUGACGUAUCCAGAAUGUGAUUCCUGCAUUUCCUGGAGUGCUAUUCUUUGUCAAAUAGCAGAUCAAGCAAUAGAAAAUAGGACCCACCAGUUGCUUCAGAAGGGUCCAAAAGAUGGUUUCAAACCCUCCUUAAAACAUUCUCAAGCAUUCUUUAUGGUUGCCACGUGGAGAUUGAGAUGAACAGGCAGUUUGAGGAGCUAACAGCUGACGUGAUCUUGCGGUGGUGUUCGGGAGCAAGCAUAGAGAGGCAAAUGGAGUCCAUCUGGCGCAGAAGGAGGUCCAGUUUCUUGCCUUCUCCAGUAUUUUCAACGAUUUUAGCCAUGUCACGGGAUUCAGAUCAUAUGACAAUCAAAAUCCCACUGAGGGCUUAGUUUGAUUCUCCAUACUCGACUGAGCGCAAAUCAAAAGGACGGCUUCAAAUUGAAGCAUGGAGACAAAUAAAGAAGGAUCACAAACCAUAAGUUGGAGACCAUUGGAUCUCUCUGCUCCAUUACGGAGACAUAUGUGUUAUUCUGUUUUAUGAUAUUUUACUUAGGAGAUGUAUCCGUUGUUUUAUGACAUUUUACUUAGGAGAUGUGUCCGUGCGUUACAACGAGAGCGAAAAUCUCCCACAUUUCAAGUAACCCAUCCUCGUUGUCACUUCUCUAGCCACCAUCGUCGAGUGUGGUCACAUUGUCCACUUAAUCAUGGCGAACAUGAUCCAACCCAAGGAGAUGAAUUCGGUCAUUACACUUUAGUAGCCUCUUUCAUGAAUCUUGCAAUCCCCGGAACUUGUAAUAUAACAGGCUUCAUUAAUGUCUUAAUUACGCUUGGUGAAUGCAUCA